Amyelois transitella is the source of this 3534-nucleotide messenger RNA. It is a transcript of the gene Arl8, whose product is annotated as cyclic GMP-AMP synthase-like receptor. Gene Ontology annotation, molecular function: GTP binding; GTPase activity. Gene Ontology annotation, biological process: anterograde axonal transport; protein transport. The record is from RefSeq and is a predicted model, not a curated record. The transcript is spliced from 10 exons. The coding region runs from base 87 to 2213 and encodes 708 amino acids. NCBI's taxonomy places the organism in Eukaryota, Metazoa, Arthropoda, Insecta, Lepidoptera, Pyralidae. Gene Ontology annotation, cellular component: lysosomal membrane.
GUGUCAAAUUCUCAGCAGUUUUGUAAGAGGCGUUCAUUAUUUUCAUAUUUUACAUUUUCUCAGAUAACUGCGAAUAAUCCGUAAAAAUGUUAGCUUUGAUCAAUCGUAUUCUUGAUUGGAUUAAAAGUUUGUUCUGGAAAGAAGAAAUGGAGCUUACACUCGUGGGAUUACAGUAUUCAGGGAAAACAACUUUUGUUAACGUCAUUGCUUCGGGUCAAUUUAGUGAAGACAUGAUUCCAACAGUGGGCUUCAACAUGCGGAAAAUAACUAAAGGAAAUGUCACAAUUAAGGUUUGGGACAUCGGUGGCCAGCCACGGUUCCGAUCUAUGUGGGAAAGGUACUGCCGGGGAGUCAACGCUAUAGUAUACAUGGUAGACGCCGCCGACCAGGACAAGAUCGAGGCGUCUCGCAACGAGUUGCACAGCUUGCUGGAGAAGCAGCAGCUGACCGGCAUCCCCGUGCUGGUGCUCGGCAACAAGCGGGACCUGCCCGACGCGCUGGACGAGCACGGCCUCAUAGAGAGGAUGAAUCUAUCGGCGAUACAGGACCGUGAAAUAUGCUGUUAUUCGAUCUCGUGCAAGGAGAAGGACAAUAUCGAUAUCACACUGCAAUGGCUUAUCCAGCACAGUAAGUCUGGUAGCGCGCGCUAUGUAUGUGGCAUCUUAACGUUAUACGCAACCAAUCAACUUAUCACAGUGAAUUAUGCUGCGCCCUCAGCCAUAAACAAUAGCGAGAAUGCUAAUCACUCAAGUAAAUUUUUUACGGACUGGAAAAUACAACCUCCAGCGCAGUAUCUACGUUUGGCCGCAAUUGCUGGAGGUCUUUAUCUAUGGAAAAGCCGUACUUCUCAGCAAAGCAGCCAGAAUCCGGCUCGGCAAGACCCGGGAGAAAGUAAUAGCCAGUCACGGAGUUCCUCAACUGCUUCCUAUCUUAGUGACUUAGUGAAUAGAGUGAAUAUGAGCAAUAACGGAGUCAUAACACAAUCUUCGAGGUUGGGAAUGGAACCUAAUCUUGGAAAUCCUGUUAUUAACAAUCUGGACUCCCUUUUACAUGAUAUUUAUAAAAGAUACAUAGCAUUGGAGAAAUUUGACUUUUAUCGUCACUACAAAGUAUUUGAUACUAUAUUCCUCAAGAUCCAUCGUGCCAUGCAAACAGUAGAUCCUUAUUAUCGCCAGUACUCCAGUACAGUGCAAGUAGCAGGAAGUCACUAUGACAAACUUCGGAUAAAGAAGCCGGAUGAAUUUGAUAUAGAUAUUUUUAUUGGGCUUCCACUCAACAUCAAGACAGAACCAUCUGAUCUGAGUAAGAGUGAUAUCAUCCUAAAGCCAAUGUCGGCAGGAUUCGUUGAACUGAAGAUGGGAGUACAAUUCCAGAAGCUGCCAUAUAGGGAUGGGUGGGACAUCCAUAAAACUCUUUAUUCCUGGAAAGACAAUGAUGAUUAUCUACUCCGUUCAAAAUUCAGUGAUUGGUUUAAAAGUCUUGUAUACAGAGCCCUUAAUGAGUUUGACCUGCAUGGUAAUAAUCGGGCAUGUUAUGUGGAUAAUAAACUAUAUAUUAUUGGGACAUCAGAGGCGGGACCGGCUGUCACAUUGAAAAUUAAGUGUUGUAAAAACAAUUUCAAAAUGGAUGUAGAUUUGGUGCCAGUCCUUAAAUUUCCUGAAGAGCGUUGGCCUGUAAAGAAUGGUUACCGCAUAAUACCAGCAAAAUAUCGGCAUGAGAAAUUCAUGGUGGUUCCAAAACCUAUCAAGGGAAACCUCAAUGAAAACAAAGCAUCACGAUCGUGGCGGAUGUCUCUUAUAUACCAAGAGAAUCAAAUGUUGUAUGAUACACACAAUUUGCGCCAAACAAUACGAUAUCUGAAAAAACUCCGGGACACAUUAGGGAUGUAUUACGUCGCCAGUUACUACAUCAAGACGCUGUUCUUCUGGGAAGUCCACAAUCGCCAAGAUUCUGAGUUUUGGAGGCAGGCGCCGUCCAAACUGUUCAUUUUGAUGGUGCGACGGCUCCACGACGCGUUGGCGGAUAAAAGGAUACCGUACUUCUGGAAUGAUGCGUACAAUCUGAUAGAGGGAGCAGCGGACAACGUGGUCGCAGGGCACGUGGCUAAACUGGCGAAGUUGCUGAAGAUUUUGGACAACCCUUCGGAGUACAAGAAAGUAGCAGAGUACUUGCUGACUCCCUCUGAGUACGAGCACUUUUCAAAGUUCUUGUAAAUGUUUAAUAAUGUCCAGUCCAGAGAAAUAAGACUGCUUGUUCAUCAUGUUUUUCUGAGCGACUGUACCCUGUUUCUGUGCCUGUACACAUGUUUAACCCCUUAUCUCUCUGAAGAGAAGAGCCGGGGUGCGUCUUUUGUGUAACCAUAAGUUUAUGACACUUUAUGUAAUUCAUACCUUAUUUUUUUGUCCUAAGAAUUUAAGUUUUUAAUCUAUUCUUAAUAUUGUACAUGUGAUAAUGAAUAUUAUCUUUUUUUUUAAUUCUAUGUUAAAAAGUUUAUUUUGUUCGAAAUUGCAGCUUAAAUGCGUUUUUUUUAUUAUGUACCUUAGGUACCUUAGGUACCUUAUUAAAAACCUGUUAUAUCGCAAUUUAAAAUUGUUGCCUUUAUUGUUUUAAACAUUUGUGACGUAUGUGUCAAUAUUUCAUAUAUUAUUAACUAAGAAGGUAUAAAUAAGUUGCAUUUGCAAAUGCCGAUUUUUAUGUAUAACUAACGAAUUUGUCUAUCUCACUUAUUUAGGGGUUUCAUUAAAAAAUAAAUAUAUAUUUUUUAUAAUACAUAAUGUAUAUCAUUUUAUAUCUGUCUAGUUGCGUAUAUAUGUAUGUCCACUUGCUAUGGAGUAAUAUUUUUACAUAUUCAUAUUCUACGUAUACCCUCUGUAUACUUUAGCGUUUUCAGGGAAAAGGUUUAGAAAAUAAUAAAAUGAUAGUGAGUAAAAAUAGUGAAUGAUCCUUUUCUAAAAUGCCAGGAACAAGACUGCAUGGCUUUUACAGUUUACAGCCUAGAUAAUGAAUAUAGUGCAGUACGUAAUGUAGGCCUCCUCCAGUGAACCCUAUUCACUUCGAUUUUGUGUUUUCAUUUUCCAAAGCGACGCAGAUGUCAUGACGACGUUAUCUCUUCAUCUCGCCACCGUUUCGAAAUAUGUAUAAUCUCUAUUUACUACGGUUUUAUUAGCUUGGGUUGUAUGUAUGUAACGGAAUCUUUGAGCUCAAUUUUCACUGGUUUCUAAACGUCUGAUCAACUUGGAACUUUGCACACGUAUCAAGGACCGAUGGCAAUGCAAUAUUUUUUUGUACAGAUAUCGGGGAUCUAUAUACUAUACCCACAGAAGCCAAAAAUAUAUGAUUUAUAAAAAUUCUGUCUGUAUGUUUGUAAUCGCAUCACGCGAGAACAAUUGUUUCAAUUUGAAUACAGUUUUUUUCAGGUGUUAGGUUUUGUCCAACAUAAAAACCGGUAUACAAAAAAAAUUCUGCCCAUCCCAGUUUACAAGGCCGGGAACCAGGGCUUUUUUAUUACCAAAUUAACACGAAAAGUUUAAAUAA